AUGGAUGUGUUCUUGAUGAUUUACCAUCACAAGACAACAACAUUCACUGAGGCCCAAAAGACAACAACUGUGCAUGAGUUGAAAAAUGUGGUGGAGGGAAUACUGAAGAGGCCACCAGAGGAGCAGUGGCUCUACAAAGAUGACCAGCUGCUGGAUGAUGAUCAUAGGAAUUUGCUAGACUGUGGCCUAAGCAGCCAAAGCUGCCAUCCGCACAUUCCUGCCAUGGUGGGCUUGGCUUUAUUCAGACCUGGCAAUAGCACCUUUGAACCAUUGUAUAUUGACCCUUUCUCAAGCACUCCGGAGCUACCUGAUGUUAUGAAGUCACAGGAGUCUGGUAGCAACUCUAGUGAGCAAGCCUUGCGUUAA
Molecule: messenger RNA, 366 nt
Organism: Leptosomus discolor (cuckoo roller)
Lineage: Eukaryota; Metazoa; Chordata; Aves; Leptosomiformes; Leptosomidae
Gene: ELOB
Product: elongin B
Biological process (GO): transcription elongation by RNA polymerase II
Cellular component (GO): VCB complex; elongin complex
Molecular function (GO): protein binding
Source: RefSeq, a predicted model, not a curated record